Messenger RNA from Lactuca saligna, 312 nucleotides. The record is from the annotation of a GenBank genome assembly. Lineage: Eukaryota; Viridiplantae; Streptophyta; Magnoliopsida; Asterales; Asteraceae.
AUGUUAUUUUACUCGUAUGAAGAAGUCAAGCGGGAAGCCGCAUUGAUGUCUCUAAAAGACGACGUCCUCCUGUGGUAUGAAUGGGAGCAUCGAAGGCGACCCAUACGUGAUUGGGAGGAUCUAAAAGGGUUGAUUCAUUGUCAAUAUAAAUGCUCAAUGGUCGAAACACAUCAAUGGAACCUCAUAGAGGCAGUGGCUGUAACAAACGAUAGAUCAAGAGAGAAGUGUUGUUCCACUAUAUCGGAAGAAUUCAGCCAAAUUCAUACCGGCAGACCACCCCCCGUCAUCAUCAUCACCACCAUCAGAAUCUAA